Daucus carota subsp. sativus is the source of this 2925-nucleotide messenger RNA. Its product is annotated as phosphate transporter PHO1 homolog 1-like. Gene Ontology annotation, cellular component: membrane. The record is from RefSeq and is a predicted model, not a curated record. The transcript is spliced from 14 exons. NCBI's taxonomy places the organism in Eukaryota, Viridiplantae, Streptophyta, Magnoliopsida, Apiales, Apiaceae. The coding region runs from base 340 to 2694 and encodes 784 amino acids.
AUAGUCUAUAUUUGUGGCCCGCCCUCUAUUACUUUAAAUACAUGGACUUCCAUAGUUCUGGUGAGGGCAUUUUGCAUAGCUAGAAGUUAUCACAUCUGGUGGUAUUCUUCCCAUUUCCCGGAGAAUCAAAAUACUAUGCAUGAGCCUCCUAGUGGAAACAAUUGUUAGAGGAUAUAUUGGAAUGUGCUUUGAUUCAAAUUCCUUUUCCUGUUCAUAAAUAAGGUGUUGCUAACCUACUAUCAAAACACUCUCAAGUCACUUGUCUCAAGCACCAUCUUAUUCUUCAGCUCUCUCUGUCUCUCUGAGAAAUCAAGUAGAAAACAUAAAGUUUUCAUCGAGAUGGUAAAGUUUUCCAAGCAGUUUCAGGGUCAGCUUGUUCCCGAAUGGAAAGAUGCCUUUGUUGAUUAUGGGCGACUGAAGAAAGAUCUUAAGAAAAUCCAUCUCUUGAACGUCGAAAAUGCACCCUCCAACCACCAUGAGAGCUCUAUAAGAAAAACCAUCUUCUCCUCGAUAAGAAAAAUCUCAUCAUUUGGCAACAAACGUCGAGACCAUGGGAUAAUUCAUGUUCACAAGAAACUUGAAUCAUCAGAAAGCAAAGGAGACAUGUACGAGACUGAACUGCUGGAGCAGUUUGCUGAUGAUAGUGAAGCAGCUCUAGAAUUUUUUUCAUGUUUGGACCUCCAACUUAAUAAAGUGAAUCAAUUUUUCAGAAAUAAAGAGAAAGAGUUCUUGGAGAGGGGGGAAUCUUUGAAGAAACAAAUGGAGAUCCUACUUGACCUUAAGAUUGCAAUAAAAUCACAACGUGCAAAUGAAGAUGAUCUAAAAGAAGAUGACUCCAUUUCGGGCACCAUUUCAUGUGAUGAAGAGUCCCCUCGGUGCAUAACAGAGCAAGAACGUGAGCAGGGUAACGAAAAGGAUGAUCAGUUUGAUCAGAAUGAUAUCGACUUCUCUGGUUCUUCAAAAUUUGAUGAGGCUAUGAAAUCAAUAAAAAUGAAAAGGGUGGACUCAAAUUCAAGAACUCCCUCAGGCCGAUUUUUCAGUUCUCAAGGGAAAAAUCUAAAAAUACAUAUUCCUCUCACCAAUCCAACCCGUGCAUUUUCAUAUCUACUGUGGGAUGAUUUAAUCAAGCAGUCGUCUAGAAAAGGUGCCAUGAAUGGAAAGAAUGUGCACAUCAACAAAACAAAAAUAAAUCAUGCCGGAAAAAUGAUUAAAGGAGCAUUCAUCGAGCUCUAUAAAGGUCUAGGCCAUCUCAAAACUUACAGGAAUUUGAACAUGCUAGCUUUUGCCAAGAUUUUGAAGAAAUUUGACAAAGUAACUAACAAACAAGUUCUUCCCAUCUAUUUAAAAGUAGUUGAAAGCUCAUACUUCAACAGUUCAGACAAGGUUAUGAAAUUAGCAGAUGAAGUUGAGGAAAUUUUUAUCAAACACUUUGCUGAAGAUGAUAAAAGGAAGGCCAUGAAAUACCUUAAACCAACUCAAAGAAAGGAAUCUCAUGCUGUCACCUUUUUCAUUGGGUUAUUCACAGGUUGCUUCAUUGUGUUCUUUGUUGGCUAUGGCAUUAUGGCUCAUAUAGCAGGAAUGUAUAGACCUCAGUCUGAUACAGUGUACAUGGAAACUGUUUAUCCAGUUCUUAGCAUGUUCAGCCUGCUGUUUUUACAUUUCUUUCUAUACGGAUGCAACAUUUUCGCAUGGAAGAAGACUCGUAUAAAUUAUAGUUUCAUCUUCGAACUCUCCCCAACAAAAGACCUUAAAUACAGGGAUGUGUUCUUGAUCUGUACUAUGGCAAUGACGGCUGUGGUUGGCGUCUUGUUUAUUCAUAUAUCUCUCAUAGCGAAGGGAUAUUCUUAUUCUCAAGUUCAAGUUAUACCUGGCCUACUACUAUUGAUUUCUUUUCUACUACUGGUCUGCCCUGUCAACGUAGUCUACAAAUCAACCCGCUAUCGCUUACUUCGUGUAAUAAGAAAUAUUGUUCUAUCCCCUCUAUACAAGGUUGCUAUGCUGGACUUUUUCAUGGCUGAUCAACUUUGUAGCCAGGUACCAAUGCUUAGAAACCUCGAGUAUGUCACUUGCUACUAUAUUACAGCAAGCUACAAAACUCAGGAUUAUGGAUACUGCCUGAGAACCAAAAAUUACAGAGAUCUUUCUUAUGCCAUAUCAUUCCUUCCAUAUUACUUGCGAGCUAUGCAGUGCGCUAGGAGGUGGUUUGAUGAAGGGGAAACCAGCCACCUAGUAAAUCUUGGCAAAUAUGUAUCUGCAAUGUUAGCAGCAGGAGCAAAAGUGACCUAUGAGAAAGAAAGAACUACUGGAUGGCUUUUUGUAGUUGUGAUCAUGUCCAGUGUUGCAACUGUUUACCAGUUAUACUGGGAUUUUGUAAGGGAUUGGGGUUUACUGCAGAAGGGCUCUAAGAAUCCCUGGUUAAGAAAUGAUUUGAUACUUCGUCAAAGAUUCAUUUACUUCCUCUCCAUGGGAUUAAACUUUGUCCUUAGGCUAGCUUGGUUACAAUCAGUGCUCCACUACAAUAUUGGCAGUAUUGACUACAGAAUCACAGGGCUGAUUUUAGCAGCCCUUGAAAUCAUUAGAAGAGGACAGUGGAAUUUUUACAGAUUGGAGAAUGAGCAUCUAAAUAAUGCUGGCAAGUUUAGGGCAGUUAAGAUAGUGCCACUUCCUUUUCAUGAAGUUGAUGAAGAAGACUGAUUAUAAUGGCAACACUUGGUUAGAGAAUAGGAAUUGUUGCUUAUAUGUUGCAAAAAAUCUCUUGAUCACUAAUCAAGUUGAUGGAACAGGAUUCAAAAGCACAUCAACUUUUUUAUCAUCACUUGAUCCACUGAUUAAUCAAUCCAUACCUGUACACACAACUUUUUGCAACAUCUUUGCAAACAUAAAUUAAUUGUGGAUUUAGAAUACUCAAGUAUUAGCCCUUUUGCA